This is a messenger RNA of Clonostachys solani, 1650 nucleotides long. NCBI's taxonomy places the organism in Eukaryota, Fungi, Ascomycota, Sordariomycetes, Hypocreales, Bionectriaceae. The record is from the annotation of a GenBank genome assembly.
AUGGCUACUCUGGAAGAUAUGGAUGUUUGUGCUAAGGCCACGCUUAUACAAGCACGAGGUCCCCAGGCAGGAAGCAUUGAAACAGCUGGCUCACCCUUCCCAGGACAUGCUAUCGCGUUGUUCAAGAACACGACCGCACUAUAUCAAUACGCAGAUGCCUACUUUGAACACAAUCGCCAGCCUUAUGCGCUCCAGGUGGCAGGUCAACAACUGGUUGUCGUUUCCCAUCCAAGACACAAGACAGAUGUCUUCAAGAACACCGAAGCAUACAGCUUUGAUCCCUUCAUCAACAUAGUUUACACGCGCGUCGGCAAUGUAUCGGAAGACAGCUUGGUCACUCUCUGGCGCAAAGUGAGCGACGGCUUCGUCUCGCUGCAUCCCAAUCCGAGGCGCAACGUUCUCGUGAAGACCGGCCAAGAGCUCCUCCACAAGCAAGUUCAGAACCCAGAUUACUUCAAGCAGCUCGCAGCCUCCGUGAACAAGAACAUGGAAGAUAGAAUGAGAUGGAACACAUUUGCACCAGCAGCUGUCAUCAAUGAAAUGCCUCAAUCGUCGACCAAGGUUGUGAGUAUGCAUCGGUGGGUGCGCGAGGUGACGAUUGGCGCCCAGACGCGCAGCUUCUUUGGGCCACUCCUUGAAGAUAUACUCCCCAACUUCACGGAAAUCUACGACCUUUGGGAUAUCAACUCCUGGAUGGCCACAUACCAGUACCCGGACUUCAUGGCGAAAGCCGCCACGAGACCGCGCGAGCAGCUGGUCGAUGCGAUCAUGAAGUUUCUGGAUACGCCGAAGGAGAAGAGAACGGGCGGAGUUCCGUACGUCAGCGAGGUCGAGGAUGAGAUGAGACACGCAGGUCUCGACACUGAAGCGUGUGCUCGCGUCUUGAUGAUUAUCCUUUGGGGAAUUGUUUCUUCAGAACUUCCUCUAUAUCUUGAAAGUCAAUGGCUGCAAAGCGAAGCUGACCAUUCUAUUGCCAGAAUCAACUCAAACGUUCAGAUGACAACAUUUUGGAUGAUGGUUCACAUCGUCCACGACCCAGCGCUCAUGGCCGCAAUCCGAGCAGAGAUCGCGCCCACCAUGACAGCCGUUGACGAGAGCAAAGAAGAAGCGUCGGAGACUCUGCGAGCCGGCCUGGUCCAGGGAUCACCUCUUCUCAACUCAGUCUUCAACGAAAUUAUCCGCUUCUACAACACGGGCUCCUCUAUGCGCGAGACAACACGCGAAACAAACAUCAGCGGCAAGAGAAUCCCCGCGGGGACCAAGAUCGUGCUGCCCCAGCGCCAACUACUGCUAGACACUGGCGCGUUUGGCCAGAACGCCAACAUCGUAGACUGUUACCGCUUCUUCCGCAACAAGGAGCUGGAGCGCCACGAGUUCUACCGCCCCUUCGGGCAAGGCAUCACUCUCUGUAGCGGGAAGAAGAUUGGGCGGUUUGAAUCGCUGAGCUUCGUAGCCUGGGCGUUGUGGCGGUUCGACAUCAAGGAGGUGCGCGCGGGCCAGAGAGCUUCAGAUGGUACCGCAGGCUUGGUGGUGCCGAGGCUAGACUUGCAGAAACCCAGCUUGGGUAUCAGCAAGCAGGUUGAGGGCGAUGACAUGGUCUUGGAGGUUUCGAGCAGGCCGGACGUACAAAUUUCCAGAUGGGCCAAGUAG